Molecule: messenger RNA, 483 nt
Organism: Filobasidium floriforme
Lineage: Eukaryota; Fungi; Basidiomycota; Tremellomycetes; Filobasidiales; Filobasidiaceae
Product: histone-fold-containing protein
Exons: 3
Coding region: 1-483 (160 amino acids)
Biological process (GO): regulation of DNA-templated transcription
Cellular component (GO): nucleus
Molecular function (GO): protein heterodimerization activity
Source: RefSeq, a predicted model, not a curated record
AUGAAGGGGAAAAAGGCAAUUCAAUCAAAGUUCCCGACGGCACGGAUCAAAAAGAUCAUGCAGGAAGACGAAGAGAUCGGAAAGGUCGCUGCGGGUGCACCCAUCGUCAUCUCCCGCGCACUAGAACUAUUCCUCAAAGACAUCAUCCUCCAGACGACCACCAUCGCCCGCGAACAGAACACGAAAAAGAUCCAGCCCUACCACUUGAAACGACUGGCCAACGUGAAUAGGACGUACGAUUUCCUCGACGACGUCUUGGCCAAGUUUGUGGAUCCCACAGGAGGGGUCGUCAGCGGGGGUGCGGGGAGCGGGAGCGGGAAUGCUACAGGUGCAGGUGCAGGGGGAGGUACGACGGCCAAGGGGAAAUCGAGAGCCAAACCCGCCGAGUUGGAGUCUGACGAGGAGGAAGAGGAAGAAGAGGACGAGGACGAGGGUGGGUCGGAUGAAGCGGGGGUUGGAGCUGCAGGGACAGGGAGCGGAUGA